Messenger RNA from Cavia porcellus (domestic guinea pig), 10678 nucleotides. RefSeq names its product crystallin beta-gamma domain containing 3 (gene Crybg3). The transcript has 22 exons. Lineage: Eukaryota; Metazoa; Chordata; Mammalia; Rodentia; Caviidae. Gene Ontology annotation, biological process: visual perception; lens development in camera-type eye. Gene Ontology annotation, molecular function: structural constituent of eye lens. The record is from RefSeq and is a predicted model, not a curated record. Bases 168 to 9038 code for a protein of 2956 amino acids.
GCGGGGCGGAGCGGCCGCGGCCGCGAGCGGCGCUGUGGGCAGCGUGUCUCAUCCGCCUCUCCUGCCCGGGAUGGACUGAGCCGAGUCCGUCCUGAGGAGCCGGCCGGGCCGGCACCGCCUCGUCGCUUCCCCGCGGACGGCCCCGGGCCGGCGGACGCGCGGCGGAGAUGUCCGGUGGCCGGAGGAGGGGCGGCGCGCCCUGGCACAGCUUCUCCCGGUUCUUCGCUCCCCGAAGCCCUUCCCGGGACAAGGAAGAGGAAGAGGAGGAGAGGACGGGGACGGCUCAGCCGUGCGCCCCGCGCCGCGCCACUGCCAGUAUUGAAAAUCAGCCCAUGAGCACAAGUCAGAAAAAGGAAAAUGUGCUUUCAUCAGAAGCAGUAAAGAUUCCCCAAUGUGAGGACAAAAGAAACCAUGCUGAGAAACUCAUCUCUCUUGCAACACUGGAAGAUCCCAAAAAGCCAAAUGACCUUUCCGGUUUUACUUCAGAUAGCAAAGCGGGAGAAACUGACAGACAACCAAAAGAAGGCUUUUUUCACUUUCUUGGUAACUUGUUUAAUAUCUCAGGAAAAUCAUCUCUUGGUGAAGUUAAGCAGUCUUCUUUCAGAGAUGACCACGAUAAAACUGAGCAAGAUUCACAGACUCACUGUGACAGUCAUGCGAAGGGUACCAAAAGGGAGAGGGCUCUCUGCAGUGGCUCAUUGGGAAUCCAGGUCCUUCCAACGAAAGAACAAGAGUCCAAGUCAAAUGAACUCUCAGAUACCUUUUCUUUGGAUACAACACAAGAUGGUGAACAGGAAAACACUGAUUUGCUGAAACAAAUUGAUGGUAAACCAGAGAGGCCUUCAGUAACAUAUGCAACAUAUCAAGGGCCCAGACAAAUUAAGAAAUACUUAAAGCAACAUAACAUGUUGGAAACUGUGAAUUCCUUAGACAGAGAAAAUGAAAGUUCUGACUCCAGUACAGACACAUGCAUCGACCCUGGAAGCCAAAUGAAGGCUGGGAUAGCACUGCUGUCGUCAGAAAACAUAGACAUAUCCAUGGAAACCUGUUUGCUUGGAGACCCACUAGAAGACAGUAAUUACAACAAAACAAAUCUCAACACAGAAGUCCAUCUGACAUACAACCCAGAACUUAAGAAUAUUGCCACUCUUAAGGAUGUUUUAAAUAAAAAUGAUCCUGGGACACCUGAGAAAAGUCAGUCAUACUCUUCUGUGUCUGACUCGAGCUAUACUGUUGGAGAAUCUGCCUUACAGCACCAUUUAAAUUGCAUAUCAGUUUCUCAGACUGACAGAAAUUUGGUGUGUGCAGCAUCAUUUACAGGAAAUAGGAGUAGCAAAGUUCAUUGUAGUGCAGAAUUUCAAAGGAAAACCUCAACAGAAAAUAUUGUGAGGGAAAACUGCUCUCUGAUGAAUGAUGGGCCACUGUUGCAAAGAGAAGAGCACACUGAUCCUCAGAGACCUGCUGUUUCUGAUUUCUCUUGUAGUAUAUCUGAUGAGAGUGACACUACCAGACUGGAAACUACAAAUUUGUCCACUCUGAAUAAAUCAAUUAGUAAUGAAGAUCUGCAGUUGCCAGAGAAUGAAUGUUCUGACAAGCAGACUGUAGAUAACUCAUCAGUGCAGACUGCCAGUGAUGAGAGCACUUUUGCUCUCCAGGGGCAUCCUGUGACAGACACAGAACUUGGGAAUGAAGGAAAGAAAUGGUCUGCCCAAGACUCACAGAAUUUGGCCUUUACAGAAAUAAAGCAAGAAACAGAAAGUACCUCGACUGGUGAAUCCGUGAUUCCAAAUCAUAUAAAAACUCCAGAAGACAGAAUUGAAUCAUUAUCCAAAGAUAAUGACCAAUUGUUUGAAAUAGAAACCAAAAAACUUGAUUUUGGGCCACAUGACAAGUCUCAUAUUACAAAUCAAAUAAAUCACAGUGAUCUUGCACCUGUAAAACUCAAGAGUGAAUCAUCAGUAGUAACAUGCUUAGAAAAUAAAGUAGCACCUAAACUGAAUGUUGAGUUUAAUAGAAAUCAUGAUUCUCAACCUCCUCUUUACUCUGAGAAUUUUCAACAAGCCAGAGGAUCACCUGGUGAUAAAACAUCUCUUGGUCUUGACUGUAAAAAAUCAAAUUUUCAUACUUUACCUUCUGCCUUUGUUUCUGGAAGUAGCAUAGUGAGUAACCUGGAUAUCCCUGUUUUAAAGAAUGAAGGGUUUUCUGUGCCUGUUAAAACUGAAAAUGCCAACAUUGUUCUUUCCCAUUAUCUUAGUAAGUGUUCAGAAGAAAAUGUGGCAAAUAAUGUUGAAACUUUAGACAGGAAGAGUCCUUCUCCCUUUCACCUUGAACAUGCAUCUAAAAUUCUUGAAUGCAAGGAAGUGCAAGGAAGUGCUGAAACCUGUGGCACUCACUCACCUGGGAUGGACCCACUGAGCUUUGAGACUGGAAACUCCUCUAAGGAUCAUAUCUGUGUUUCACUUCAAGACUCUAGCAAAGCAGAAUUAGUGCCUUCGAAUGUUUCAGUAACUGAGACCAUCAUAGAGAAAUCUAGUUCUCUUUCUUUGGAAACCAAAACUGAUAUCACUGCUAAAAUUUCAUCAAAAGCUGAGGUUGAUGGUCAGAACAGAGCUCCUCUUGUUGCACAUCAUGGAAAAGGAAAAUCUGUAUCCUUGUCAGAGGUAUCAGUUUCCCAGGUGGAACCCAAAGACAUUUUUCAGGAUAAAAUUUGUUCUUCUCUGUUAGAAAUUAGAAAUGAGCCAGCAAAACCCAUUUUGUCAGAAUUAAGUUCUACAGAGUUUAAACAGGACAAAAUUUCUCAAUUCACGGAGUGUAAGGGAAAACAUUCAGAUGCUGGUUUUGAAGACUGUUGUGAGGCUGAGGUGUCUUCUGCUUUCAAGCAUCAACACCUACGAGAAACAGAGGGAGACGCCUUAGGUGAUCCUCCUUCUCUUCUCAAAAAUAAUCUACCUGGAGUUUUACCUCCAGAUCAAAAGGAGGAAGUCACUAGGAAUAUGGCUCAAAGUUGUGAUGCCAAUCCUUGUAUGAUACAUCACUCUUUGGAUAUCUGUGGGACUAAAAAGUGCUCUGAUCUCUCAGAAAUGGUAGAACUUGACUUAACUAAAAUUUCUUCAGAGUUCCAAAGCACACAAGUAAAUUCACCUUUUCUGGGUUCCAGUAUCAAUUUGAAAGGUAAUAUGUUUACAUGUGAGGAUUCUGACUUGCUUAAUAUGUCUUCUGAAUUGACAGCAGAAAGAAAACCCUUAUCUUACAGGAAGAGAGAAAACAUUCAUUUGCUGGGUGAUGGGAUUGAUAGUCCAUCUUCUCCCACUCAUCACUCUGAGGAAGUUAGCAUGGUUAUGAAUUCACAUAGUACUUCAAAAAAUUUCAAUUCUGUGCAAGUUACCAGAGAUCUCAAAUGUGAAGGUGCCUCUAUAAAUAAGUCCCUGGACUCCAGUAGCUCUUAUUUGGAACUAGAGACAUUUAUCCCAACAGGGGCAGAAGUGACCCUGUUUCAGGAAAAUGUUGGGAUUUGUAUUGGUACAGUACUUCCUGAUUUCUCAAACACUGCUCAGUUUGACAGACCUCUGCAAGCAGGGAUGGAAGCAGUUGCUGGAGCCUCAGUGUCAGUUAACAGCUCAGAUCAGCAGUGUUCUGAAUCAUCUGCUGAGCACUCAGAAGCAAGGAGAAGCAUACAUGACCAAGUUUUGGACCUGAAAAGUGAUUUGCUCAAAAAGGCUGAUACAUUUAUUGAAGAGGUUUUUCAUUCUGUCAGGGAAGAAGUAAAAUCUACACAAACAGUUGGUACUUGCCAGGAGCACAUAGCCAUAGAUGGUGUAAUGAAUUCAAGUACCCGAAAAAAAGGCAUCCCUGAGAAAAACCCAUCAGAAGUGGCAUUAACAGAAAUCCAACAGAAAGACUGUUUGAAAGAUCAGGGCAUGGAAAACACGUCAGAAGCUGAAGAACAGAAGGACUGUGUUUCACCUACUGUUGGUGAGACAAGUCUCCUUUUUUAUUCCGAUAGAAUGAAUGUGUCUUGUUUGUUAGAAGAUCAAGCUAGAGAGUUAGUCAAUAAAGUUAUUUGUUCAGCCCAAGAAACUUUAAGAUUUGGUGCUUUUGAGGAUAUUGACAGUACUUCAGAUUCUGAACUUCAGGUUAACACUUCAAAAAUUCUGAAAAGUGAUAGUGUUAACCCACAUGAUAUAGUUAGGGAGUUCUUGGUAUCAGAAAAAGCAAUAAAUCAAAGCACAUGUGAAAUUAGUGAAAAUAAAAUAUUGAAUAGAUUCUUAUCCAUAGGUAAUUUAGUUAGUGGCACAGAGUCAACUAAAGAAAGAGAAAUUGUUGUUUACCAAAAAUCCUCAGUUUCUGGAAAAGGAGCUGGAAAGUCUGACAGUAUAAAAUUGCAGAAAUCAGGUACUAUUUUACUGGCUGAAGACAUGUCCAAUGAAGGAUUAGAUGACAGGAUAAAAACACAGUUAUUUGUUAAUAAGAAGUAUAAAGAAACAACAGGAAUAGAGGAUAUAGAUAAUUACAAAACUGGGACAGAUGAUACAGGAACUCUUGUGUUAAAUUUCAGGUGGCCUUCAUUUGGGAAUAGUGACAUGCAUGCACCCAGUACAUCCAAAAGCAGUUUGUCUGAUAGUCUUGUAUGUGUAUCUGAAAAAAGCUUGCCAGGACAUAGUAAAAACACACCCCUUGUACUGUCAGAAAUAGGGAAAGUACACAAAAAGGAUAAUGAAGGAAAAAUUGACCACAUAGCUUCCAUGUUAGAAAUGGGAAAAACAAACAAAAGGGAUGCCGAACUGAACAUUGCCAAGCAUGAGGUAGACCCUCCUAUGUUAGACACACAGAAAGCAUGUAAAAAGAAAGCUGAGUUUAAUAUUACAGAAGUUGAGUCAGAAUCUCACUUUUUUAAAAUGGAAGAAGCAUACCAAAUGGAUGUUGCACAAUGUAUUGAAAAACCAGAGGGACUACCUGUCGCUUCAGGAAUGGAAAAAGCUUACCAGAUGAAGAAUCCUGAAGGGGCCACUGGGAGAACCGAGGUGAUGAUGCCUGUUGUGUCAGAAAGAAAAAAUAACCACCCAAAGGAUGCUGAAGGGGAUAUUGUAAAGAGUGAGGUGACACCUGUUACAAGAGAAUUGGAAAGUAAUUACCAAAAGCAUGCGGAAGGGGAUGUUGGCAAGACUGCAGUAACAUCUGUUACAUUAGAAGUAGAAAAUACCUACCAAAAAGAUGCCAAAGGGAUUACUGAAAAGGCUGAAGUGGUAGCUGUUACAUCACAAAUGGAAGACAUUUAUCAAAAGGAUGGGGAAGGGAGUAUUGCAAAAACUGAGGUGACACCUAUUGGAUUAGAAAUGAAAAAUAUUUACCCAAAGAGUACUGAAAAAGAUAUUAAAAACACUAAAGUGACACCUAUUACUUUAGAUGUAGUAAAUUACCAGAAGGAUGCUGAGGGACUCACUAGAAAGAGUGGGAGCCCAGUGCUGGAACUAGGAACUACUUACCAAGAAGAUGCAGAAGAGGUUAUUAGGAAUGCUGCAGUGGUACCUUUUGUAUUAGAUGUGAGAGAAACACACCAAAGAGCAGCACAUAUCUUUGUAGAGAUAAACAAAACUUGCAGGAGUGAUGCUGAAGAGACCAGUGGAAUAUUUAUGUCGAUACCUUCUAAGAUGGGAAUGGAAGUAUCAUCCCCAGAAGAUCUUGAUGAAAAUAUUGGGCAGUGUGAAGUAUCCACAGUAGACAUUGAGAAAACACAUGGAACAAAACUAGAAUUGACCACUACACAAGUGGAGGCCAUGCCUUCCAUAUUUGAAACUGAAAAGAUACCUCAAGAGCAUGCAGAAGGGAGUGUUGGAGAAAUAGAGGAAGAACUCACUGAAAUAAAGGAAGGCUUGAUACUGCAUGCUGAUAGACUUGCAUCACACUUCAAGGGGUAUGAAUCACCUACAUUAAGUAAGGAUUAUGAGGGCUACCCUGCCUUAGCAGUGCCAGAGUUUCAGCCGGAAGAUACAACAGUAAGGCUCAAUGAAAUGAUGUCUGUUUCUGUAGUAUAUGAUAAAAGGAGAGAGCAGGAUUAUAGCAAUGAAAAGGAAGAAUCUAAUUUAGCCUUUGUUUCUCAGGAAGAACAAGAUAAUUCUUCCUUUACUAUACUGUAUGAGGAGCCCCUUCAAGAUGAGAAGUACUCUUCUGUAGAAGUAAGAGGAGCACGGUCUGUCUUGUUUCCUGAUAUGUCUUCUGAUAGCUUGCCUGUUCUGGCAUGUGAAAGGUCUGAGAGUAGAACUGACCUUGUCCAUUGUUUUGAAAAAGAUAUUAAAUUAAGUGAGACAUUUGAUGGUGAUAGUUCAGAAAUGUUUUUAUCAGUGGAGGCUAAAAGGUACAAAAUCUAUCCCUUGGCUUUGAGUCCCAUUUAUGAGGAUGAUAGCUCACAGGAGGAUAUCUUGUCCAAUGAGGUCUCACCUGGUCACCAUGGCUCCACAAAAUCAAGAGAAAAUGCAAACCAGUCCUCUUCUGUAUUAUCACUUCUCCAGUCAGUAUCAGAGCGUUUAAAGAUGAAUUUUGAUGAAGAUGAUAGACAAGUGACUGAAGAGGAAGAAGAGGAGGAAGAAGAAACAUUGUCUAAAGGUCUCGAAGCUCAAAGGAGGGAUCAUGUUACCUUCCAUGUGCCAGAUCCUUCCAUCACAUUUUACCCUGAUGAUGGUGAUGACCAGGAAUGCACUGAAAUUUCUAAGACUUCACGUGCAAUGUCAAGUGAACCUGUCACCUGCAAUCAGCAAGUUGGUCUCUGGCCAGAAAAAUCUUCAUUGCUACAAAAAUCUGACCUUAGUUCUAAACUGCAUUCUUCUUUAAAGAGUGUUUAUCGUCAGUAUUUGCAGACUUCUCAAACUUAUUCCUCAGAAAAAGGAGCCAGAUUUGGUGGAAUUUUUCAGGAACCAGUCUCAAAAUACUUCGGUGUUCAAGACAAUCCAGACAGAUUGAGCCCAUUUAUAGAGAAUGUUGACAAACAAACUCUGAAAUGUAACCCACGACCUGGGAAGAUGAUUAUCUAUGAUCUCCAUGAACAUAAAUAUAAACAAGAGAUCUACCGUAACGUUCCUGAUGCUACAGCAUGGGCUUUUCCAAAUGGAGUGUUGAUAAAAGUUGUAAGAGGCUGCUGGAUUUUAUAUGAGAAACCACAUUUCCAAGGCCAGAAAUGUGUGUUAGAAGAAGGAGAAAAGGUGUUAAAUCGUGACUGGAUUCUUCACAACAGAAAGCACCCACAAAGAAACUUUGCAUUGGGUUCUAUCAAACGAGUCCUAAAGAACUGCAGCAUUCCAGAGAUAGAGCUUCACCCACAGUCUGACCCAGCGUACUCUCCUAUGCACAUACAGAGAGCAGUUCCAGACUUGGAAGCAUUGAAAAUCUCCAAAUCCGUAUACUUCACUGUGAAAUCAGGAGUUUGGCUUGCCUACCCAGAUAUUAAUUUUAAGGGUCAAGCUACAGUUUUAGAGGAAGACCAUGGGCUCUUUGAGAUUUCUGCAGCAGAAAUGAAGUCAUUACAUCCACUUCAAAUGGGUGGACUAAAAGUGGAAAUGCCUAUGAAUUUAAAGGUUGUUAUUUAUGAAAAGCCUCACUUCCAUGGACAGGCCAAGGAAUUUAGUGAACAUAUAGAUUCUGUCCCAAAUUUUUUAAAAAAUAAUGAGGGCUUUCAUGGAAUUGGAUCAAUUCGUGUCAUUGGUGGAGUGUGGGUUGCCUAUGAAAAGGAACAUUUUAAAGGCCGGCAGUUCUUGCUUGAAGAAGGAGACUUUGAAGAUAGUAAUGACUGUGGGGCACUAAGUGGCCCCAUCUUGUCUUUCCGGUACUUACAAGCUAAUUUUAUAGAAUCUUCUAUCACACUGUUUGAAUCUGACCUAGAAAAUGGGAAGUGUAUUGACAUUUCAAAUCAGGAAAUUUCAGACUUAGAAGAAAUUGGCUUUGGUAGUGAAACAAGAUCCAUUCAUGUUAAAAGUGGAGUAUGGGUUGCCUACCAGCAGAAGUUCUUUUGUGGAGAACAAUACAUUUUAGAGAAAGGGAAAUACAAAUGCUUUUUUGACUGGGGAGGAUCAACUAAUGUAAUCAUGUCAAUUCGACCUAUUCAACUGGAACCACUUGGGAUAAAUGAGCCUCCACAUUUGCUGAAAGCAUUCAGUAAACCAGGGUUCCAAGGUGAAUGCAUAGAUUAUACAAAAGAAAUUUAUGAUUUGACUUCAUUCAUGCCAUGUUCUUUUAAAGUUCUUCGGGGUUGCUGGCUCCUCUGUUACCAAGAGGACAUGUUCUGUAAUCAGUGUGUUUUAGAAGAAGGCCUCUAUGCUGACCUUACUUCUUGUGGCUGCCCAACAUCUAGAGUUACAUCCCUUAAGCCUAUUGACUAUGUUUUUGAAGAGCCUUCUAUCAGCCUCUUUGCUCUAGAACAUUGUGAAGGAAGAGAGUUACAUCUUGAGGAGGCUGUAAACUCUGUUUUGAACAAGGACCUGCAUUUUUAUACCCAGUCUGUAUGGGUGAAAAGUGGACUAUGGAUAGCUUAUGAAGGAUCCAAUUUCUUGGGAAGACAAAUCUUACUUGAGCCUAAUGAGAUCCCAAAUUGGACAGCAUUCAGUGGCUGGAAAACAAUUGGUUCUCUUCGUCCCAUGAAGCAGCCUGCAGUGUACAUCAGAAUAAAGAACCGAGCCCAGGAUGAGUAUCUGACAGUCACUGGAAAUGUCGCAGACAAAAGGGCAACUUCAGUGUGUAUAUCUCCCUAUAAUGGAAAGAAUACUCAGAUCUGGCAUUACUGUCGAGGACUCUUUAAAUCCAAGGCCAGUGAUACAUGUCUUGAUGUGAUUGGCGGUCGGGAUACUCCUGGUGCUAAGGUGGCCCUAUGGACUGAACAUGGACAGUUUAGGCAGAAAUGGAAACUGAAUAAAAAUGGAACUAUCAGCUCUUAUCUCAGUGAUCAACUUGUCCUUGAUGUUAAAGGAGGAAAUUAUUAUGACAAGACUCAUGUCAUUGUAAAUCAGCCCCUGGAAGGAGAAGAAACACAGAAAUGGGAUAUUGAAAUACUGUGAGAAUUAACAACUUUAGAGCAAAAGAACCUCAGUCUCCCUCAUUGUCUUACACAUUUGGAAAAGAAGCUACUGUGUCCUCACCUGCUGGAACCCUAAGUGAAUGAAUUUCCCCCCCAGUAUCCAAUACUAUUUCUUUUCAACCACUGAAAAGUUCAAAAUGACUCUUGCCAAUUAAGAGUUCUCAUAAAGAAAAUGUUGUUUCUAAAAAAGGUUUUAUUCAGAUGGAUCCCAGUAGUGGUGAGCGAGUUUCCAGAAUUCUGUGUUUUCUCUACCCCCCAUCAAACAUGAAUCCUGUGACACUGUCACUGUAUUAGUUAUCAGUAUCUUUACACUGGUUACUUCUAUGAGUGCACAGGGAAACAAACUCCUGGAGGAGGUCAUCAUUCUUUUACAUAGAUGAGUAAUUUUUAACAUCUGAAAACAUUUAAUAAGCCUUACUGUUAAGCUGCUGUUUCAUUAAAUAAGCCUUCAAGUUUCUAUACCAAAACUUUUAUAACUGAAGCCAACCCUUAAGUUUUUAAACAGUACUUUUAACUGACCCCUACAGAGGGACUGCUGCAAUACUGGGAGUUUUUUCUGUAGCCAUUCUUUACUCAAAAAAAAAUGUACAACUAACCUUGCAGUGCCAACCUCUAGUUACAAUCUAAUAUUAACAAAUACAUCCAUCUAGGCAGCAAGACCCUUAACAACGGUUCCUAUCCUGGUGCUAAAACCUUGCCCUAGAUUUUGCCUGAUUUGCCCUUAAGGCAAAAUGUUUAGAAAGGCUGUGUUACAUAAUAGUAGUCAAAAAGUUUUUGUCUGCCUCAAGUAAAAGGAAAUUCCAAAUGUUCAAAUUAAAACAAAGUAGUUUGAACUUUGACCUUACCAUCUUACUGUGCAAGUAAAGGUGCACUAAUUUCUCUACUUAAUGACAAAGAAUUCAGUUUCCAUUCUCAUUUUGAGGAGCUCACAUUUAGACAAAAUCAGGUAGGAAAUCAUCUGACUACUAAUCUAAAUGCCACCUUUAAUAACACAAUUCACCAGUAUUUUUCCCUCGAGUUAUAUUAAACUUACCUUGAGACAAUUACUCCUUUUAUCUUCCUAUUUUUGCCAGGAGGCAGAAAAAUGUUAUAUUUUUAUAUAGAGAAAUUAAAUUAUCCAGUGAUAUUUUUAAAAAAUAUCAACCUUUAUGCACUUUAGAAUGUAAAAUAACAGUGAAUAGUUUAAACUCAAAGAGCCCAUUAGCUUGAGUAUUUUUAUAGGCUUGGUCUUUCCAUGUAAAUACUGGUUGUCUCCUUCCUCACUCUUGCAGUCUCAGGCUCUUACCUUUUAAACAGCAUCUGAAACUCCCUUACAUCCAUAGAUGAAUGCCUCUUAAGCAUGUGGUGGUAUAAAGUGAAACUUACGUUACACAGAAAAUGAUUUCAUGGGGUGGGGGCUUGCAUAUACAUUAAAAAGUAUGUAUAUUUUCAUUGUAAAAAACCAACUUAAGAAAAUUGCUCAAUUUUUUAGAGCCAAAGAAGCUCUUUAAAGAAGUUAUUCCAAAGAACCAAGACAAAGUCAGGUUAAUGACAUUUAAUUCUACAUGAUACAUUUAUUGGUGUUGUGCCCUUUCUACCACACUGGAUGAAAUAAACUUUCAAAAGCAUGGUUUGGUCACA